Molecule: messenger RNA, 8537 nt
Organism: Diabrotica virgifera virgifera (western corn rootworm)
Lineage: Eukaryota; Metazoa; Arthropoda; Insecta; Coleoptera; Chrysomelidae
Gene: scalloped
Product: transcriptional enhancer factor TEF-1
Exons: 10
Coding region: 352-1698 (448 amino acids)
Biological process (GO): embryonic organ development; hippo signaling; regulation of transcription by RNA polymerase II
Cellular component (GO): transcription regulator complex
Molecular function (GO): DNA-binding transcription factor activity, RNA polymerase II-specific; RNA polymerase II cis-regulatory region sequence-specific DNA binding
Source: RefSeq, a predicted model, not a curated record
CGCCUAAGAUUAGCACUCAUUAUCUAUGCGAAAUGUCUAACAAGUGAUAUUCUUUGUGAUAAGUAAAACCUCUUUAAGUGAAUUGUUUCGAUAGACGGUAGUGACUACGAUAAAGGCGGCGCGGAUACAUUGUUUACUACAAAUUGUGUUGUUGAAUACUGACAGUGUUUUUAAAUUACUAAAACAGUAAUUUUUACGGCUUUAAUCGGACGUGUUGUGAUUGUGAAAAAGGGACUUUUUACAAGUUUUACAGUGAUAUUUCGGCUGCAGUGUCUUACCGACGGAUAAUAGCUUUGGAUUAUUGUUUUACUUUCUUGUUACAUUUCCCCACAGCAGAAUUUUUAUGAAGGAAUGUAUUUAGGCAGCGUCCUGACUGCUAGCACCAUUUCGUCGCCGUGGACGCCGGUCACCGGCCCGCAGGCCGAUUCCAAUGGCCCGGGCCCGGAUACAAAGAAUCUCGAUGUUGGAGACAUGAGUGACGAUGAAAAAGACAUGGCAGCGGCAGAUGCGGAAGGAGUGUGGAGUCCGGAUAUCGAACAGAGUUUUCAAGAAGCACUCGCCAUCUACCCUCCUUGUGGCCGACGGAAAAUCAUAUUAUCAGACGAAGGAAAAAUGUACGGACGGAACGAACUCAUAGCCAGGUAUAUCAAAUUAAGGACAGGAAAAACAAGAACGAGAAAACAGGUCAGCUCACACAUACAAGUAUUAGCUAGGAGGAAAUUGCGAGAAAUACAGGCGAAGCUUAAAGUGGAUCACGUGGCCAAAGAGAAGGCUCUCCAGACGAUGUCGAGUAUGUCAAGUGCACAGAUAGUAUCCGCUACCACUGCUAUGCACAGCAAGUCAGCUGGCCUCAAUCUUGGUCUAACUCAUAACCCUGUACCCUAUCCUGGAGCGCAAUUUUGGCAGCCUGGAUUACAGCCUGGAACUUCUCAAGAUGUCAAACCAUUUGCCCAGGCAGCAUACACGGCAGGUAAACCGGCGACAGCUGUAUCUGCGGGAGAAGUUGGAGCCCUGCAAUCAGCCCCACCACCAGUUUGGGAAGGAAGGGCGAUUGCCACACACAAACUAAGGCUGGUGGAGUUUUCUGCUUUCAUGGAAUCACCUAACAGAGAAGAAUAUCAAAAACAUCUUUUCGUACACAUAGGAGGACCAGCGCUAUCAUACUCAGAUCCCCUGCUCGAAGCAGUGGACGUUCGGCAGAUAUACGACAAAUUCCCCGAGAAGAAGGGCGGACUGAAGGAAUUGUACGACAAAGGUCCUCAAAACGCCUUCUUCCUCGUCAAGUUUUGGGCGGACCUAAACUCAAACAUUCAAGACGAGACAGGAGCCUUUUACGGAGUCACGAGUUCGUAUGAAAGUAACGACAACAUGACGAUAACCUGUUCCACGAAAGUUUGCUCCUUUGGCAAACAAGUCGUGGAAAAAGUGGAGACGGAGUAUGCUCGAUACGAAAACGGAAGAUUUGUAUAUAGAAUUAAUCGAAGUCCGAUGUGCGAGUAUAUGAUCAACUUUAUUCACAAGUUAAAACACCUACCUGAGAAAUACAUGAUGAAUAGUGUGUUAGAAAAUUUUACAAUCUUACAGGUUGUAAGUAACAGAGAUACUCAAGAAACUCUCUUAUGUACUGCGUACGUAUUCGAAGUAUCGACUUCGGAACAUGGAGCGCAACACCACAUCUACAGGCUUGUGAAAGACUAGCGGGUUACCGGUCUAACCGUAACCUAUCACUUCAGUGCCUACACUCUCACAAUAUUAGUAUUAUUAUCGGUUACUUACUUUUUAAGAAGUACCUAGGUAAAAAGAAAGGAAAUACAAAGUACUGUAAAAAAAUUGAAUGCUGUUCGGAUAGGUAUUUGCGAGAUACCUGAUUUUUUUAAUUGUCUUCACAGUCUAGAUGGUAGUCACAGAUCCGUUAAUUAAGGUAGAAGUUUAAAAAUUAGUAAGUCUGAAAAAGUAAACAUAAUAUUUUUUUAAAACUGUGUUAAUCUGUAGUGCUGAAACAAAAUAAUUCACAAAAUUCUUUCUGUUAUCAUACUGAACCUAUUAUCAAAAGAAUUUUGUCGUCUCUCUUUUUCUAAAUGAAGUCUUCUUCUUGUACUUGAUGAAGUUUUUGUAAUGAUCUUUGAUAAUAUUUUAGCUUAAAAGAUAUUACUUUUAUUUAUUUUUUACAAUCUAGCUCAUUACUUUGAAAAGAUGUGCUAUGAAUGUGGCUGUUUAAAUUACGAAGGCCAUUUUCUAAACCUACUUGUCCUAAUAAAGACAUUGUCGUCUGUAUAAUCUCACUGAAAUUUGGCUUUAACUAAUUUUUAUUCAUGAAGGAUGAUUUUAAAAGGCUCCAGUACACAAUUGUACUAUAACUAUACGACAUUGUAGACCUUCGUCGUCCAUCGGCGAACAGGCGUUCACACAUUGGUGUAUGAUUCAAUGCCUCAUGAUCGAUGUGGAAGUAUUUACGACCGCUCCAAUCUAUUUGUAUACAACAGUGAGUAAUAAAUUAUAUAAACACAAAAAAUUUACAAUUUAGUUAAUCCACUUCGAUUUAAACAUGUUUAAAAUGGAGACUGCACAAAAAUAUUCAUUGACAUUAAAUAAUAUGAAUAAUGAAACAUGUACUGUUUAUAACAAAAAAUUUAGUAAAGUCUGUUGUAUUAUUAAAUUAACUUUCUGAACCUGAAAGCAACAUCACUUGGCUUAGAAUAGAAGAAUCACAAUAAAUUAGAUAAAGCUGGUAGUCAGAUUACUCGUAAAGCUGGAGAGCCCGCUUAAGCACCGUAAAAUUCCUUAUGGUGAUUGGCUGGGCCCAAAGGAAUUUUCUGAGGUAGUGAGGAGUACGGGUCUUAACUCUUAAAUAAAAAAAAAUCAGUUAAGAUUCGUAUCAGCGGAAAGACCAAAAAUAAUGUAAAAAGUGAAAAUAAGAAAAAUAACGAGAUUCUAUUAUAUAACAGAAAUUGUAGCACAAAUAUUAUUUCUUCUUCACUAGCGGGCGAAAAUGGGUGUUCACACCUUAAUUUCAAAACGGGAAAAUGAAUAGAAUAGAAAAGAUGAGCCUUGUUAUUGAAAAAUAUUUGAAGGGGCGUGUUUGAAGGGAUCAGUUUGAAUGUUUGUAGACAAAUGUAAUGAGCAAGUUGAUCAAAACAGGUCCAUGGAUAAAAAUUUAAUGGUAUUUUAUACAGAAAAUUUGCAAGACAGUAAAUUGAUAUAUUAACUAACAAUUAGGUAGGAAUUACACUGCCCUACUGGAGGCUUUUAAAAAAUUUAGCAAAAUAAACGAAAAUUAGACAAAGUUUAACGUUCUAUUUUUCGACACGUUACACCCUAUACAUAAUCGCGAUGGUCUAUAGUAGGUCAGCAUCAUCCAUUGUAUACUGGAGCCUUAAAAAAAUGAUGAGACUAUAAUAAGUUCCAAUAAUUCACUUGGUCAGUCGAUAUUAGUUUACUAUUCACUUGGGCAAAUAGAUUCUGUUCGGUAGUGUAAUUAUGAAAUCAAUCAUUGAAAAUAUAAUUUGCAAUGAAAGACUAGAAAGCCUAGAAAGACUAUUAUCCCUAAAUUAUACCCAUUUUCUACGGUAAUAAAAAUCAAUAAAAAAGUUAUUUAUUGAACAACACUAUAAAUAACCCAUUAAGUGUAUGUCAGUCUACCUUUCUUAAUGGAUAAGUGACGAUAGUAUUCGUCUCACCAGAAAAACUUUUACAAAUUCAGUUUGACGAAUAUUUAUUUACUUACAAACAAUUAUUUAAACUGCAAUGGAGUGUUUGUUUUUAUCGACUACUGAUUCAAAUAUGUUUUUGACAAUUUUUUUUAAUAUGCACCAAACUUUUAUACUUUUUUCGGAUAUAUUAUUCAAAUAUAUUUUAUUAAAUUAAAAUUAAUACAUUAAUUUUAAUUAAUAUUAAUAAUAAUUGUAAUAUUGAUAUUAAUUAUUAAAUAUUAAUUAUUAAAUAAAAUUUUAAUUAAAUAAAUAUAUUUUGUUACGUUCUUUGGUCAUGCCUUCUGUGUAUAUAUACACAGUAUAUAGUUCCUUUCUGUGUUUAUAGCUCAUAGUCAUUUCUGCUAAGACAUACCUUUCAUUUCAUUUGAUUUCUUUCCGCGUUGGUUCAAAUGAGGACUAUAGAAGAUUUAUACGUAUAGACCAUUACUAUUCCUGUUAUCUAGCGUUUUAAUUUUUUAACUGGAGCGUAGAAAAUUUUAGCUUAAACAAUUUUUCGGAGAUAUAUCUGUAAAAAUUUAAGUUCUGCUCUACUGGAACGAUCAUUGACCGAAUUUUAGUGCAAUACACUAGUUAUGGAAUUUAUCCAGAACGUGCAAACGUCUGCAGUGUAUAAUAGUAACUAUAAACACAGCCUCUGUCACCAUCAGAACAACCUGCACACACAAUCUGGAAAGAACGCUUAAAUUCCAGCAAACCAACUUUCUCUGAUUUUGUGGCUCUGAAUCAACAACGUCCACUUCAUCUCGAAGGCCUCCUAUAUGCUCACUACCACAUGCACCAGCCAACCACUGCCUCAGUGACUUUUCUGACACUGCUCUUGCUUUGUACAACGUACAACAAACAAAAAUCAACGAAAAUCAUUAAGAUGAUGGAGUAUCCUAAAAAUGGACAUAAAGUUAAAUAGUCUAGGCGCCAAAUAGAGGUCACCGUGUCCUUUUCUAUUCUGAAUGACAAAUUCAACGGUUUCUUAUGGAUUUUUGACUGCUGGUUACGAAUUUCGAGGGUGGAUUUCGAUCCGAGUGAUCAAAAAAUUGUUAUAAACAAUUUAAUGGUUUAUAAGGCUCAUAAACUAAAAUAGAUAAAAAAAAAUGUUUCAAGUAAUAUUUGUUCGUUAAUAAAAAACGAAGAAAAAAACGUUUACUAAACUUAAAUCCAACGAUUAGCACUCGAGAUAUUGUAAAAUUAGUGGACAAUGCAAAUUGCAAAUUGCAAAAUAAGUAUUUUUCGAAACUUUAUCGAUCGUAACUCGGCUUCUACGCAUUCAAAUGAGCUUUAGAAGGUCUCGUUUUAAAGCUUAAUUAAUAGGCUUCCAAAAAAAGCUUAUUAAAUUACUUUAUCUUGAAGUUUGAAGUUAUAAUUUUCUUAUAAAAAAUGUACAUUAAUUUUUUUAUAGGGGUUUCAAGCAAAUUUAAGCUAUAAACAUUUAUACUUUUAGCUAUAAUGAUAGAACUCAAAAGGAACAUUUUUAGCUUACGAAAAUGUUCGUAAUUUUAUUUUUGGCCAUGAUAUCGAUAUUUUGGCUACGAAUUUCGUCACUUACUUGACUGUGAGCCGAUCUUGCGCCUCAUAGCGCGCCAAUAAAAUAUCGAUAUCUUGGCUAAAAAUAAACUUACGAACAUUUUUAUAAGCUCAAAUUGUUCCUUUUGGGUUCUUCUAUCGUUAUUGUUAAUUAAAGUAUAAAUGUUUAUAGCUCAAAUUUGCUUGAAAGCCUUAUAAACAAAUAAAUGUACAAUUUUUUAAAGAAAAUUAUAACUUCAAACGAGUUUAACUUUAAAAGAACAGAAGAUAAAGUAAUUUAACAAACUUUGUUUGGAAGCCUAUUAAUUAAUCUUUAAACUGAGACCUUCUAAGGCUCAUUUGCAUGCGUAGAAGCCGAGGUACGAUCGAUAAAGCUUCGAAAAAUACUUAUUUUGCAAUUUGCGAUUUGCAUUGUGCACUAAUUUUAUAUCUUGAGUUCUAAUUGUUGGAUUUCAGUUAAGUAAACGUUUUUUUCUUCGUUUUUUAUUAAGGAACAAAUUUUAUUUGAAACAUUUUUUUAUCUCUUAAUUUAUGAGCCAGAGCCUUAUAAGCAAUUAAAUUGUUUAUAACAAUUUUUUGACCACUCGGAUCGAAAUCCACCCUCGAAAUUCGUAAUCAGCAACCAAAAAUCCAUAAGAAACCGUUGAGUUUGUCCAUCAGAAUUGAAAAGGACACGGUGACCCCUCUGGCGCCUAGACUAAAAGACCAACCCCUAAAAUAAAGAAUCCUUUACCAAAUCUUUAGUGAAUGACGACUACUACAUACAUACUGCCAGCAUCUUAAGUUAUUUUUGUAAAAAUCCUGAUUGAACUAAGAAUGCGAUUAUCAUUACAAAUCCUGACAUAUUCUGUUUUCUAAUUGUUAGAAACAAUUUUGAAUUAACUAGUCAAAAAACAAAACACAAACUACACCUUGUAUAGUUUUCGCAGCGUACUUUUAGUUUCAUAAGAUUUUGCGAGUUUUUUUGGUUUUAUUUUUUGUUUUUUAGGUAGAUAACCAUUUAUACAAAAUUUAUUCAAUUUUUUUUGGGAAAAUUUAUAUUUAGCAUCUCGAAAGUGGAUCAUCGUACAGAUCGGCUAUUUAUUGUAUAAAAUUUAUUGAUAUUUAAGAAAUUUUUAUCUGAACCAUGAUCUACUUCUAUUUGUUGUCUAGAUUAAAAUAAUUUGAAAGUGAUAAAUAUUGUUUAAAAAGAAAAAUUAUUAUUUUUCAAAUUUGACUACAAAACUAGAUUGGCUUUAAUUUUUCCUUGAAUAUUUAUGCAAUAUUUGAUUUUUUGGCAAUGACUGCAGUCGGAAAAAUGAAAGAAUACUUAUGAACGAUCACAUCAAUCACUUAUGUUGUAUUUGCUUUCUUUUUCUAUAACAAACGUUUGUUAUUUAUAGAAAAAGACAGCAAAUACAAAAUAAGUGAUUGAUGUGAUCGUUCGUGGGUAUUCUUUCAUUUUUCCGACUGUAUAUCACUUGUACUCAUGUUCACCUGUCUAAUUACUUCUCAAUCAUUUAAUAUAAUGUCGUUUCGUUUUUUACUCUAAUGUGGAAACAGUGAGGCUGCCGAAAAUAUUUGAGCUUUUUGAUUAGUUAUAGUUACUUAAACUGUCAAAGUUAGCUCCAGGGAUGUGUCAUCCAUCCAAACUCCAGAUCUUUCAAAGGUAGAAGCAUCUUUAUGCGCCCAUUUCUCAUUGUAAAUCACUAAUUUUAUCAGUCAAUUUUCUACAUUUUUGGAUAUAAAAGAGAAAAAUAAAAAUUUGAAACGUUAUUUGGUAAAAUUUUGUGUUUGUUGAUAACUAUUUUCUUUUUAACUAACAGCGGCAUUAGUUUGAAAUCUAUAUUGGCCAUUGAUAUGCUUGGAGUGGAUAUUAAAUUGACAGUGACUAAUUUAUUAAUAUCAUAUCUAUAGCGAUACGCUUUAAUUACUAUUUUUGCUAAAUUUUUAAUAACUUUCCUCAAAACGAAAUAACAUUUAAUAUACAAACCAUAUGCUAACAAGGGCCGUUAAGUUUAAGAAACGAAAUGUAUCCCUAAGCAGAUUGUAUAAAAUUUAAUGUUUUUUUCAAGAAAACACUAAUAGAUUCGAGGCCAGAUUGCCACGCUCUUUAUGCCAACUUCUUAAAAUACAGAAAGUUUCUCAUCUUUUAAAACGCAGAUGUUAGUAAUUUAUUGCCUUUCUAGCCAUAUUGUAAAACCGCAAGCAUGAUGACAUAAUAGAGUGUUGUGGUCUGGCAGUAUCGACAUAGCAGGCGAACGAUUCAACGAUUCAGACACACCCUCGCUAACACCCUUACGAGAUAAUAAACGAAGCACGCUUGUUUACCCAAAAUAAAUAAAUAUAUUACUGUUCAUUGUUUACACUUAUUUUUAAUUGAUUCCGUAACCUACCAUCGGAACAUAUCAUUUCUUGAUAUCAUUGUAUAGUCUACGCUUUUACAUUUAUUUUCUGGUCAUAUUUACUCAAUAAUAAUUGUCCUUUUUACAAAUUAUUUUAAUCUAGAUGGUCUUAGGUAUACUUUUUUACUUAUGUUAAUUAUUUAAGUGAAGUUUGCUCUUUUGUGAUGAUAAUUUUUAACAGUUUUAUAUAUACAAAAUAGAUAUAUACAUAUUUAAAUUUCUAUCUGAAUUUUUUCAUUUUUUUUUCUUUUGAAAUUAAAAUACCCAGUAUUUUAGUUAAUUUAGUUAUGUGGAAGCAGACAUGUGCAUCAAAAUGUUGAAAAGUAUAAAUGAGGAAUGAUCUAUGUGAUUUCCUUUGACUAUAAUUUUUUUUAGUAUUGGCCGACUCAUUUACUCAUUACACUAUAAUGACUGGUCUGUUCUGUUUUACCUUUUAUGGCCGCUACCUAAAUUUGAUUUAUACACUCACCGGCACAAAAAACGGGCACCCCAAAAAAUGGGUCAUUUUAAUGUCUUGUAUUUCCUAAACCUGAUGUCCGAUUUAAAUAAUUUUUUUAAUAUGUUAUAGCCUUAUUCUUUAACAAUAUAGCUGUAAUAAUAUUGUUCCUAGACAGGUACAUUGUCAUUGUAUACAGGGUGUACGAAUCAAACUGUGUUUUUUUCUCAAAUUUUGGAACACCGUGUGGAAUGUUCUAGCUUUUAUAAAGUACUGAAAUUAAAACCCAACUAUAGCCUCAGGUUUUCUUAACAUUCUGUUUUUUGAUUCAUUCGCUUAUGUUGGAUAAUGAAAAAGUUAGGCACUUUAACAACUACCCCUGUUCUUCGUCAAUACAGGGUGUUUUUAAAUAAGUACGGCAAACUUUAAGGGGUAAUUCUACAUCAUAAAAUAAUGACAGUUUGCAUUAUAAACGUAUGCCCGCAAAUG